CAGCCAAUAUACGACAUUGAGAGAUAUGUUUAUUUGGUGGUCUAAGUCUUACGCGUGCUAUUUCAUUAUUUAAAGCGGCAAGGCCAUAGCAACAAAUGAAAUAAUAGCAGUCGCGGAAGUACUUAGCCUGUCAAACAGGGUAGCUCGCCGUCGCUAUGAUACAAUUAUAGAAUGAAUGGUACACCCCAAACCUGAAAGUGUUUUCAUAUAUCAUCUUGGUGGGGGCUAAUGAUGCCUCACACCUCUCAUGGACCCCCCCACCCAGAUAUUUGCAAAGUCCCUCCCCGCUUAUGGCUGCUGAUUAUCACCUGCAGCUUCUUCCUCUUCGCCUCCAGUUCAGUACCACAGCAACCAGCGACUCUAAGCGCGAGGAGCGUAACUGAAAACACUUCGUGAUUUCUAGGUGGAGUAACUGUCAGUACAGUCCUAACGAAGUCAUUACUACACUGCAAGAUCAUAGACCCCACUUAAAAAGCAGUACUGAAGCCAGAGUAUAGGCAAGUUCAGGGCAUUUCAGUAUCCAACGUGCAUUUAUAACGGAGGUCAGUUCCUGAAAGCGCAUUCUGUCUCCAAAGAGGAACUGAAAUAAAGCUCUGCAAGAAGCCCCUGUGACCAUUUGUGCUACGAAUAUUCAUCUAAUCACAGGACCAAACCACUACAGCCGCGAGGCGUCUUCUUUAAGUCAGUCACUACUACUAGCCCUGCUUUCUUCCGCAUUCAGAAGCUGCUUGUUUUAGGUGGACGGGAACUGAACGUUGAAAGGUAUCCAAAACAGUUAUAAGGCACCUGGCCAGGAGGAUUAGAGUCGGUCCGAGCGGGGCAAGAGCACAUAGCCAAUUAGCAACUGUUGCUAAACAGCUGUUGGCCAAGGGCCACGGGAUUAACGGGGAUGGCGAGCAGGAAAGAUGUCAAAUUAGCCUCAUCCCAGAGUGGUGUCUCGAAAACAGUUGCGCCCCUCAACAAGUCGCAGUCCCUUAAUGAACUUUACGAUCUCACUUGCAAGGUCAUGCUCCUUGGAGAUUCAGGGGUUGGAAAAACCUGUUUCCUGGUCCAGUUUAAGGAUGGGGCGUUUCUGUCUGGGAGAUUCAUUGCCACUGUUGGUAUUGACUUCAGGAAUAAGGUGGUGUCCGUGGAUGGUGUAAAAGUGAAAUUACAGAUUUGGGAUACUGCAGGACAAGAAAGAUUCCGCAGUGUAACGCAUGCUUACUAUCGAGAUGCCCAAGCUCUUCUCCUGCUAUAUGAUAUUACCAGCAAGUCAUCAUUUGACAACAUCAGGGCUUGGCUAACUGAAAUACAUGAGUAUGCACAACAGGAUGUGGUCAUCAUGUUGCUAGGAAACAAGGCUGACAUGAGUAAUGAGAGAGUAGUCAAACAAGAUGAUGGUGAAAGACUGGCCCGGGAAUAUGGAGUGCCCUUCAUGGAGACCAGUGCCAAGACAGCUGUCAAUGUAGAACUUGCUUUUCUUGCUGUUGCAAAGGAACUCAAACACAGAUCCAUGCACCACUCAAAUGAACCAAAAUUUCAGAUCCAUGAUUUUGUUGAAUCGCAGAAGAAGAAGUCUGGAUGCUGUAGCUACAUUUAAGGUGUAGUAUCACUGGAGGCUAGUAGAGAGAACCAAAAUAACGAAUGGCAAGAACUUCCUGCUAUGGACAUGACCAGCUUAUUUGGAAGGGGACACAUCCUUUUGUUGCAUUCAACAAUAUUUUGCAUCUUGAGCUCAUCAACUACACACCUGUGCAUUUAGAAACUGUGUUUCUAACACUUGAAGAGUUAUGUAAUAAAGAAAAAUGCUUUAUAAAAUUUUUGUCAAAAGGAUGGGAUUCUGACGUGUCCCAACCUGUGACUACGACUGCAAUACUGAAUCAACAUAGCCAACCACAAAUCAAAGGAGAGUGAUUUUUCUCUAUUUGCUUAAAAUUGCAGGUGUAAAGUGAACUAUUUUAUAUGAUGGACCUAAUUUAUAUUUGCCUAAAACAGCAUUUUAGAAAGACAUUUUCCGUACUUUGAGAUACUCUUGUUCUGUUGACCAGACCUUGUUAGGUUUGUGCAAAUACAUGGCUGGCACCAUAUUGCUAUUUUUGUUUUGCUUAAAAUAAUCAGCAGUUUGUACAUGGGCUAAUCAUUCUAUGUAUAAAAUGUGUUAUUUUCAGUGUCCUUUUGUCGUGUGUAGUUUCAGGUUCUUUAAUUACAAUGUGGUGUACACUAUCACUACACAGAGCUGUCCCCUCUGGGAUAUCACUUAUCUUCUCAGCAUGUAUCUUUGCAGUUCCUUGUUUAAUCAAGAUAAGACAUAUCCUACAGGAUAAUGUACAGACCCAUACAAAACAAAUUACUACACUUUAAUACUGCUGCUGACCAGACAUCAUGCUGACCAUAAAAGUUUUAUAUAGCUAAGCCAGUUGGUAACAUUUGAUCAGCUGCAGUGCUGUGGUGACUGGGCACACAGUAACUCAUUAUGGGCACUGGUGCUUUAGCAAUUUGCCAAAAAGCAAUUGACAGAAUUAAAAUAAAAAUAUUUUAAAAACAAA
Protopterus annectens (West African lungfish) is the source of this 2528-nucleotide messenger RNA. It is a transcript of the gene RAB37, whose product is annotated as RAB37, member RAS oncogene family. The record is from RefSeq and is a predicted model, not a curated record. Bases 890 to 1582 code for a protein of 230 amino acids. Gene Ontology annotation, molecular function: GTPase activity; GTP binding. Gene Ontology annotation, biological process: protein localization to plasma membrane; regulation of exocytosis; neurotransmitter receptor transport to postsynaptic membrane. The transcript has 9 exons. NCBI's taxonomy places the organism in Eukaryota, Metazoa, Chordata, Ceratodontiformes, Protopteridae. Gene Ontology annotation, cellular component: Golgi apparatus; plasma membrane; endosome.